AUGGAGACCAGCCGUGCGCACGGCACUGUUAUUGUAGAAAUCAUAGAGUUGACGGAGGAUGCUGUUAAAUUUUUUGACCGUAUUGCAAGACAUGUGGAGAGACUAGACAUCAAAAAACAAACUGAUAUUCUAAAUAAAGGAGAUAAAGCUCUGGGAAUCUUUAUAGUGGUGAGGGGAGAAGCUGAGGUGGUAUCGCAAAAUGGUAAGGAUGUCAUAGCAACAAUCUCAGAAGGAGACUACUUUGGGGAAAUUUCUGUGUUAUUUAAAGUUCCAUGUACUGCCAGAGUUAGAGUUCCACAAAAAGCGAUUUUACUAUUCCUACCAGUGGAGAAGGCAAAUAAGGUUUUACAUCGUGUGCAAAUAGAACUACAAGAGUACUACAAACUAAGGAAAUACAUGCAUCUUGACGCAGAUACUAGAGUAGAUCAAACCAUCUUACAAACUGAAAUAGCCAAAGAAGCCCUCAAGCAGGUGAGAAAAGCGAUUUUGCUAUUCCUACCAGUGGAGAAGGCAAAUAAGGUUUUACACCGUGUGCAAAUAGAACUACAAGAGUACUACAAACUAAGGAAAUACAUGCAUCUUGACGCAGAUACUAGAGUAGAUCAAACCAUCUUACAAACUGAAAUAGCCAAAGAAGCCCUCAAGCAGGUUCCAAUGUUAGAAAGUUGGAGUGACGAAUCACUAAGUUAUAUUAUAUCUAAUAUAGCAAAGCUGCACAAUCCUAUCGUGUUGUAUCCAACCAAUUCAUGUUUAAUACAUCAAAAAGAUCCAUCAAGAGAAAUAUGCAUACUUGUCAGAGGAAAAGUUUCUGUUGUUGAUGGUAAAAAGGUGAUAACCACUAUAGACACAAAGAAGUCACCCAUAUGUGUUGGAGAGGAAGGUCUUUUUACCAAUACAGACCGUGCAGUGACAUUUAAAACUCUCACUGUGUGCCAUGUGAUAAAAAUUGAUAAAGCAGCCCUCAUAGAAACCAUACAUAAGUUUGAAUGGAUGCAGGAACAUAUUAUUCUCGAUCUCUGGACUCCUGGAUGAGGAUUAAAAAGUGGAAAUCACGGAAAGUUUAUAAUGAAUAUGCACUGAACUACAGCUAGAGGUAUGAACUUUGCAUA
Messenger RNA from Saccoglossus kowalevskii, 1109 nucleotides. RefSeq lists its product as uncharacterized. Gene Ontology annotation, molecular function: protein-containing complex binding; intracellularly cyclic nucleotide-activated monoatomic cation channel activity. The record is from RefSeq and is a predicted model, not a curated record. NCBI's taxonomy places the organism in Eukaryota, Metazoa, Hemichordata, Enteropneusta, Harrimaniidae.